Molecule: messenger RNA, 1949 nt
Organism: Cervus elaphus (red deer)
Lineage: Eukaryota; Metazoa; Chordata; Mammalia; Artiodactyla; Cervidae
Gene: CDK10
Product: cyclin dependent kinase 10
Exons: 13
Coding region: 524-1435 (303 amino acids)
Biological process (GO): protein phosphorylation; regulation of mitotic cell cycle
Cellular component (GO): nucleus
Molecular function (GO): cyclin-dependent protein serine/threonine kinase activity; ATP binding
Source: RefSeq, a predicted model, not a curated record
UGGUAGCUCUGUCCUCGCUAGCGGCAGGGCGGGGCUGAAACGUACUAGGGCCCUCAGCGUCGCGCUAAAGCGCCAGGUUUCCGGCAGCAGCGGGAACGGCAACCCCAGCGGUCCUCGGGGGUCGCGACCGCGCCAGGGACUGGCCGGCUCUCAGGUCGCUGGCCUCCUCGUCAAGGCGCGCUGCAGAGCGGGCGUUUCUUAGUUUUGCGUCCGGGACGGGCGCCUCGUGUCAGGGGAGAAUAGUCGUGGCAAGUGUUUGAGGCGUGUCUCCUACCAGCCUGUGGGUGCACUGGGCGGGGCCCCGUCUGUGACCCGGCAGCUCCGCCUGUGCCUUGCUCCGCGCGGGGCCUCUGCGUGUCUGAUUGUCACGUAGUCCUUUCGAGGACCCUUCGUAGAGCUGGGACGGUGCCGGAGCGUGAAGGAGUUUGAGAAGCUGAAUCGCAUUGGGGAAGGCACCUACGGCAUUGUAUAUCGGGCCCGGGAUACCCACACGGAUGAGAUUGUCGCCCUGAAGAAAGUGCGGAUGGACAAGGAGAAGGAUGGGGUGGGGUCACUGAGCUUGGGCCAGCUGCAGAAGUGGGGUCACCAAGGCCAGCCUGGUUGCAGGGGUCCCCAUCAGCAGUCUUCGAGAGAUCACACUGCUGCUUCGCCUCCGCCACCCCAACAUUGUGGAGCUGAAGGAGGUGGUUGUGGGGAACCACCUGGAGAGGACCUGGCCAGCCUUCUGGAGAACAUGCCAACACCCUUCUCUGAGGCCCAGGUCAAGUGCAUCGUGCUGCAGGUGCUCCGGGGCCUCCAGUACCUGCACCGGAACUUCAUCAUCCACAGGGAUCUGAAGGUCUCUAACUUGCUUAUGACGGAUAAGGGCUGCGUAAAGACAGCGGAUUUUGGUUUGGCUCGGGCCUAUGGCAUCCCAGUGAAACCAAUGACUCCCAAGGUGGUCACACUCUGGUACCGAGCCCCUGAACUGUUGCUGGGAACCACCACGCAGACCACCAGCAUCGACAUGUGGGCGGUGGGCUGCAUCCUGGCUGAGCUGCUGGCCCAUAAGCCCCUUCUCCCUGGCACUUCCGAGAUCCACCAGGUGGACCUGAUCGUGCAGCUGCUGGGGACCCCCAGUGAGAACAUCUGGCCGGGCUUCUCUCAGCUGCCGCUGGCCAGCCAGUACAGCCUGCGGAAGCAGCCCUACAACAACCUGAAGCAUAAGUUCCCAUGGCUCUCGGAGGCUGGCCUGCGCCUGAUGAACCUCCUCUUCAUGUACGACCCUAAGAAAAGGGCGACAGCCGGCGACUGCCUGGAGAGCUCCUACUUCAAGGAGAAGCCCCUGCCCUGCGAGCCGGAGCUCAUGCCCACCUUCCCCCACCACCGUAACAAGCGUGCCGCCCCAGCCACGUCCUUGGGCACUGAGAGCCAGAGCCGGCGCUGCAGACCCUGACGGGUGGAGGCACUCCAGCUGAGCACGUCGCUUCCUGUGCCCCGGCCCACCUCUGCCCUGGGACAGCAGAGUGUGGACCUUGUGGGUGAUGCCAGUGGUACACUCUGAGGACCCAGCCACCCAGAGGCCGGCCCACAGGGCUGUGACGCCACAUCGUGGCUGGACUGGGUCCCACCUGUGGCCAGGCCUCAGACCCUCGGUUCCCAGGAGGAAAUCUGGCUGAGCCCGUCUCAGCGGGUGUUGCUGGCUUGGGACAAGCAGCCCUCAGACCUUGUAUGGUCACUUCUGUCCCCAGUUGAUCCCCAGGAUCUGCCUGGAAUGGAGAGGCCACGGCAACCCCCCCGUGGUGGGGCUGGCAGACUUGGAGAGGGGAGGAGGGAUGGAGAUGUGGACUGAGUCUGAGCUGCUCUGAGACCCCUAGAGUGAGAGCCUUAGGCUGUGCCCUGUGCCCACUCCCCCACUCUGAGGCCCAUGGGGAAUGGGGGUGGUCCGAGAGAUAAAUGCUUUCCUCAGA